Molecule: messenger RNA, 1371 nt
Organism: Fusarium redolens
Lineage: Eukaryota; Fungi; Ascomycota; Sordariomycetes; Hypocreales; Nectriaceae
Product: pyridoxal phosphate-dependent transferase
Exons: 1
Coding region: 1-1371 (456 amino acids)
Cellular component (GO): cytosol
Molecular function (GO): pyridoxal phosphate binding; transaminase activity
Source: RefSeq, a predicted model, not a curated record
AUGGGUGACCUUCAACUCUCUUCGGCCACAGAGCCCCAUCUCAUGCACCGCUCCCUCCUCACCCGUCCAGAAACCGUAACAUCUGCCUCGGGUGUUUGGAUCACACUCUCUUCUGGCCGCAAGAUCCUCGAUGGCUGCGCAGGCGCUGCAGUUGCCAUCAUCGGCCAUGGAAACACUGAAGUCCGCGAUGCAAUGAUGGAGCAGAUGUCAAGUGUGUCAUACGUGCACACCAUGGCCUACACAACCGACAGUGCAGAGGAUCUCGCGAACUAUAUCCUAGAAGGAGAACCUUUUGAUCUGACACGGGCGUACUUCGUCUGUUCGGGAAGUGAAGCUAUGGAUUCGGCUAUGAAAAUUGCUCGGCAGUUCCAUGUUGAGAAUGGGCAGCCGCAACGAACAAAGUUUGUUUCGAGAAGACAGGCUUAUCAUGGGAACACAAUUGGCGCUAUGAGCGUGGGCAGUUUCGUGGCCAGAAGAGCGCCAUAUGAGGGUGCCAUUCUUCUCGACAAUGUGAGCUACGUUAGUCCCGCAUAUGAAUAUCGGGUACGAAGAGACGACGAAACAGAACAGGACUACGCUCAGAGACUUGUUGAUGAAAUCGAAGCUGAGUUCCAAGCCGUCGGUCCGGAUACAAUUAUGGCUUUCGUAGCAGAGACAGUUGGUGGGGCAACAGCAGGCUGUAUCAGUCCUCCAGCUGGUUAUUUCGAAGGUGUUGGGAAAGUCUGUCGGAAAUACGGUAUUCUCCUUAUUCUUGAUGAAGUUAUGUGCGGAGUCGGCCGUUGCGGUACAUUCUUCGCUUUUGAGCAAGACGGCGACGUUCGUCCUGAUAUCGUCACCACAGGUAAAGGUCUCGGAGGCGGAUAUGCCCCUAUCGCUGCGACGUUGGUGCAUAGAAAUAUCAUCAAGAUAUUGAAGAAGGGAACAGCGAGCUUCAACCAUGGACAUACGUAUCAAGCUCAUCCUGUCAGUUGCGCCGCUGCACUAGCGAUUCAGAAGAUAAUCCGCAGAGAUAACUUGGUAUCUCGAGCUGCCACCCUCGGAGCACGAUUACAUAAAUCUCUGGUCGACAUUUUCCGAGAUCUGGAGUUUGUGGGGAAUAUCCGAGGAAGGGGGUUGUUUUGGGGUAUUGAGUUUGUGAAGGAUAAGAAGACUAAGACACCAUUUGAUAGCAAGAUUCGGUUUGGGGUGAGGGUUCAGGAGAGGGCGUUUCAGCUUGGACUCGCGGUUUAUCCUGGUUCUGGUACGGCUGAUGGUUACUCUGGGGACCAUGUUAUUGUGUCGCCGCCGCUGACGAUUACGGAGGAUGAGAUGGAUGAGUUGAUUGGGUUGUUGAAGAGGGCUUAUGAUGAUGUUGCUGCUGGCUUUAGCUAA